Messenger RNA from Symbiodinium necroappetens, 1119 nucleotides. NCBI's taxonomy places the organism in Eukaryota, Dinophyceae, Suessiales, Symbiodiniaceae. The record is from the annotation of a GenBank genome assembly.
AUGAAUGGAAGAUCCCUGCUUCCUCUCCGUGUGGUACCACGAGUGUGUCUCCCACUGAGGCUUUUGCAGAGGCGGCUCCUGCUGGCCACAAGCGCCUGGGCAGCGCGACGAGGGUGGCGGGCAAAAAGGGGCUGUCCGGAUCUGGCGAGGCAGAAGUGGCUCUUCCUCCUCCUCUUCGGCCUCGUCGACGUAGGCCAGGCCUUCGUGAUCGACUGGGCCGAAGGGCGCACGCGCCAGGGAGACCAGGGCAAAAGAUACGUCCGACAGUCUGUCCUCGUGAUCGAGCCCUUCCUGGCUAUCAUCGUAGGCCUGGCAGUGCAGGCGAGCUCGGGCGGCUUCGACGCCGUCUGGGAAUGCCUGGAUCGUGACAAGUUCCUUGAGUUCGUCCCCGUGUGCCUUUUCUUUGGCGUGGGGAUGUCCAUGAAGAUGCGGGCCGUCGGCUACUUCAACGCAGGGACGAUCAAGAUCUUCGGGCAGCUGCGGCUUCCGCUGGUGGCACUGGUCUCCACCUACCUGCUGUCGCGGCACUACUCCAGAGAGCAGUGGCAGGCCAUCGCCGCGGUGGCCGUCAGCUGCUUCUUCUUCAUGUGGUGCAAGGAGCAGCAGGGCCGGCGAACCGAGGGCAACAACGAUCAGCUCGAUGUUCGAGGACUGCUCCUGCUGGCAGGCUGGAUCUUCUUGAAUGUGCUUGGUGGCGUCUUUGCCGAGCGUGCGUACAAGAGUGGCGACAAGCCCUUUUUCUCGAAGAAGGUCUCGGAGGACUUCGGAUAUCUUCUGCUGAACUUCGCGAUGCUCUUCGUCAUGCCCUGCUUCGACGCGGAGGAGAACGUCUUCGACCGUCAGCGCCGCCCCGGCUGCCUCUUCGACUCCUGGGAUCGGCGAACGGUUGCCAUUGUGGUGAUGCUGAUGCUGGACGCCACUGCAAGCAACUGGCUCUUGCAAGAGUUCUCGGCGCUGACGAAGUCCAUCAUGAAGGCAUUCUGUGUGGCGAUCAUUUACUUCAUGUCCCUAACCUAUGCCGGUGACAAGCAGCCCAGAUCGAGCUGCCGUCUGAACUGUUCGGCACUGAUGGUGGUGGGGUCCUCCCUGGCCUAUGCCCGUGUGGCCUCCUCGCACUGA